GGGCAAAUUGGACCUCAUGUGACGUGACGUGUGGUAUGGGAAGUAAACUACGAACACGAAGAUGUUCGAAUCCAUUGCCCGAGCAUAAAGGAAACGAUUGUAUUGGAGAAAGUUUACAAAGUAGUCAAUGCUCAAGAGAAAACUGUACAGCGUUCAAGUCUGCCUUUUCUGUGAAAGGUCCACAUACCUUCAAUCAGAUAGAUGGUAUAGACGGGAUUGGCUAUCUUAACUUUACAAGUACCAUUUACCAGUAUGGAAAUGACUUUACUAUCUCAAAUGGAACAUAUAGGUGUAGCAUACCUGGCGUGUACCACUUUUCUUCAACACUGGUGAAGAGAAAGGCAUCACAAAUUCAUAUGGUUUACUGUAGACUAUUCAAGAAUUAUAAGCCAUUGAUUGAGAUUAGAGUGAAUCCAUCUGACGAGGAUAUACACGAGGGAAAUGCUGCGGUAUCCCAGUCUGUUAUCAUUGACCUUGAUAUUGGUGACACAGUGUAUAUUGGUAAAUGCAUAGGCCAACCUAAUGAUUACUUGGAAGAAUGGUCUUCUUUUACCGGAUUUCUGCUAUUUCAUAAUAAUUAAAUUCGACUUAGCUUGCAAUUAUCGAAUUGUUUAUCAUGUACAAUAGCGUAAAUAUGUUAAACGUUAAUUUUCACUUUUUUAUUUGCUUUCUGUGUCGAAAAUAGCUAUUAUGUUUUGUUUCAAACAUUUAAAUUAAACCUAAUGAAAAAGAAACGAUCAUCUGCAGAUUAAGAUAUGUAUUACUAAUCAAUUACAAUUUUUGUGUUAAAUUAUAUUCAUUUAUCAAAAUGUUUUGUACACAGGUUUAAUUUAUUUGCUAUGAAUGUGUGCGAUAUACCCGUUACUUCUCCAAUUCAUUUGCUUAGCGAUUUAACGAAGUUAUGGUUUACCCCUAUGGUAUAUUAAGCAAUAGAUUUUACGAAAGUGCUAUUUGUUAAUUUUGUGUGUCGAUAAGUUGUGUUUUUGUUAUGACAGUAGCUUAACCAGUUGCUUGUUUGCUUGUUUUAAUUUCCUUGAAUUAAAUUUCCUUCACUUUUUUGACACGUGUGUCAAAUUUUGAUCACUUGUUUCAAUCAGCUUAUUUCAGUUGAUCAUAAUGGAAGAAAUACAUCAAUUCAACACCAUUCGCCUGAUUUGAUUUACUAAGACAGUCUGUCCGAUCACCAAGCAGAUUUUCAAACCUUUCCGCAAGGCGUUUCUAAUAUAUAUUUUAACAC
Molecule: messenger RNA, 1237 nt
Organism: Ruditapes philippinarum (Manila clam)
Lineage: Eukaryota; Metazoa; Mollusca; Bivalvia; Venerida; Veneridae
Product: complement C1q tumor necrosis factor-related protein 4-like
Exons: 2
Coding region: 36-581 (181 amino acids)
Molecular function (GO): protein binding
Source: RefSeq, a predicted model, not a curated record